This is a messenger RNA of Aplosporella prunicola CBS 121167, 1200 nucleotides long. RefSeq lists its product as uncharacterized. Lineage: Eukaryota; Fungi; Ascomycota; Dothideomycetes; Botryosphaeriales; Aplosporellaceae. The transcript has 3 exons. Gene Ontology annotation, molecular function: hydrolase activity, acting on ester bonds. The record is from RefSeq and is a predicted model, not a curated record. The coding region runs from base 1 to 1200 and encodes 399 amino acids.
AUGAGGUUUCUCUCGCGCUGCUCCGUCAUCAUCGCCCUCGCCGUCACCAUCAUCCUCUACCUGGGCUGGGUUAUUCCCUCGACGCGACAGUACACCCAGUGGCAGAAGUCGUGGGCCGGUGGUGUGCGCAGGAUCGUCACCUUUGGAGACUCGUGGUCGGACACUGGCCGUUACAUCCUCAACGGGCCCCCGCCAGGAUAUGAGCCCAUCCGCCAUCCCCUCAGCGGGCCCGUCUGGCCCGAGGCGCUUUGCGCAGAGAUUCUCUGCGACUCGAUAGACAACUAUGCCCGCUCUCUGCCGCCCCAAGUCACGCAGUACUACACCGACACGGUUGGCGCUGUCCUCGACAACGCCGUUUUCCAGAAUGCCACCUCUUCCCACAACUUCACCGACUUUGCCCUGCGCGACCUUCAGCAGCAAGUCCGCGAUUUCGUCAAGAUGGAAGGCUUCAAGCGCAUGUGGCCCACUCAGCCGCCGAGAGAGUGGACUCUUUUCACCAUCUGGUUUGGCCUCAACGAUAUCUUCCACUAUUCCCGCCUUGAGCGCGAUGUCGCCAAAUUCGCCAUCACGAAGAGCAUUAACCACCUGUUCCGCCAACUCAACAUCAUCGCUGAGUGGAUGGACGCACCCAUCCUCGUCGUCCUCCCCAAGGCCGUGAACAUUACCAACCUCCCCCGCUUCAACAUCGAAACCAUCGAGAACACGGAUACUACCCGUCACCGCAUGGCGCUCGAGCUGGCUGCCUUCUGGAACGAGGAGCUCUCAUCCGCUGCUGCCCAGUGGAAGCGCGGUCACAUCUUCCUCCUGGAGGCCGACAAGUUCAUCGAGGGCCAGGUCCAGGCCAAGCUGGCGCACGGCGCACCCAGCGUUCGCAAGCGGGCUCCCGAGUUCAACGACGUUACCAGCCCCUGCAAGACUCUGGUCUACCCAUCCUCGAACGAUGAGGAUGGCUCCGACCAGCUGAGGUUUGAGGAGCACAUCUGCGAGGACCCGGACAGCCACCUCUUCUGGGACGACUUUGCUCUUUCCGGCAAGGCCCACCGCAUGCUUGGCAUGGAAGCCGGCAGGCUCGUCAAGCAACGCAGCACCUACAACACCUACGUCGCGCAGCAAGCCGUCGAAGCCGUCCGCUCGUCGAUUCCUCCUUGGCUCAAGGACCGUGUUGAUCAGUUCCACGCCAAGCAGAACAGCAGCAACUAA